Eimeria necatrix is the source of this 1374-nucleotide messenger RNA. RefSeq names its product RAB GDP dissociation inhibitor alpha, putative. Gene Ontology annotation, biological process: small GTPase-mediated signal transduction; protein transport; vesicle-mediated transport. NCBI's taxonomy places the organism in Eukaryota, Apicomplexa, Conoidasida, Eucoccidiorida, Eimeriidae. The transcript is spliced from 10 exons. The record is from RefSeq and is a predicted model, not a curated record. Gene Ontology annotation, cellular component: cytoplasm. The coding region runs from base 1 to 1374 and encodes 457 amino acids. Gene Ontology annotation, molecular function: Rab GDP-dissociation inhibitor activity.
AUGGAUGAGGAAUAUGACGUUGUAGUUUGCGGCACUGGUCUCAAGGAGUGUAUCUUGAGUGGCCUCCUCUCGUCAGCUGGAAAGAAGGUGCUGCAUUUGGACCGGAACAACUACUACGGAGGAGAGUGUGCAUCUCUCAGCCUCACAAAUCUUUACAACAAAUUCAAACCAGGUACUUCCCCUCCUCCUGAAUAUGGGUCCAACAGAGAAUGGAACGUAGAUUUGAUUCCAAAGUUUGUAAUGGCAUGCGGAAAGCUCGUGAAAAUCCUGCUGAAGACGAAGGUUACGAGGUACUUAGAGUGGCAGGUGGUGGAGGGGACUUUCGUUUAUCAGUACCAGAAAGCCGGCUACUUUUCAGGCGAAAAGUACAUUCAUAAAGUCCCCGCUACAGAGUCAGAAGCUCUCAUGUCUCCUCUGAUGCCUUUGCUGGAAAAAAACCGCUGUCGCUCCUUCUUCGCCUAUUGCGCACAGUGGCAGGCAGACAAGCCCGAAACUUGGAAGGGGUUUGAUCCGAAGAGGCACUCGAUGGAGCAGGUCUACAAGUACUUUGGACUUGAGACGAACACGAUUGAUUUCGUCGGCCACGCGGUGGCACUUUACACUUGCGAUGACUACCUGAAGCAGCCGAUGCAGGAGACGAUGGAACGGAUUAAGCUCUACAUGUAUUCUGUGUCGCGCUACGGGCGUUCACCUUUUAUAUAUCCGGUUUACGGACUUGGUGGUCUGCCUGAGGGCUUCAGUCGCCUCUGCGCCGUGAACGGAGGGACCUACAUGUUGAAUGCGCCAGUGGACUCCUUCGUCCUUGACGAACAGGGUAAAGUCUGCGGAGUUAAAACGAAAGAUGGCCAGGUCGCUCGGUGCAAAAUGGUGGUUUGUGACCCAUCUUAUAUUGCUGAGCAGUUCCCGUCACGCCUUAAGUGUACGGGCAGAGUCAUUAGGUGCAUUUGCAUAUUAGGAGCGCCCGUCCCUUCUACCAAUGGCAGCACCAGCUGCCAGAUAAUCAUCCCUCAAAGGCAGCUAAACCGUCACAACGACAUCUACAUAAUGGUCGUCUCUAGCCCUCACGGAAUUUGCUUGAAGGGAAAGACCAUUGCGAUUGUCAGCACGACAGUUGAAACGGAUGACCCGGAGAAAGAGCUCGCUCCUGCGCUUAAGCUCUUGGGGAAUAUCGAAGAAAAGUUUGUGGCUGUAAGCGACCUGCUGGAGCGUACAGACAACGGCAGAGAUAGCAACAUCUUUGUUUCCAACUCGUUCGAUGCCACAUCCCACUUCGAGUCGGCAACGCAAGAUGUUCUUAGGAUGUGGGAAGACAUGACGGGGGAGCCCUUAGAUCUGUCUGUUAAGGCGGAGCCAGAAGACCUCCAGGAGCAGUGA